This is a messenger RNA of Striga asiatica, 2907 nucleotides long. NCBI's taxonomy places the organism in Eukaryota, Viridiplantae, Streptophyta, Magnoliopsida, Lamiales, Orobanchaceae. The record is from the annotation of a GenBank genome assembly.
GCCGUUUUUUUAUCUCUCUCUCUAUCUUCACCUUCUUGCUUUCGUCUGUCGCUGUAAUUCUGUAGUAGGUGUGUGUGUGUCUAUCGUGGAUUGCCGGUUCGGUUUUUCAUCUUUGUUUUGCGGAAUGUUUGUGUUGGCUUUUGUUGCACUCUGAAGCAAUUCUAAUCACUCGCUCGACGGCAAUUCUCAACCCCCUUCCUUUCGGCUCAAGUUUUCCGGCGCGUUUGCUUAAGGCUGACGGAGUCUGUGUGGCUGCAUCGCACAAUUUUAGGAGGUUCAGUUAAUAUAGUAGAGCAACAAGAUGGCAACCUUUGGGGAUAUAGGGCUUGCAGCUGGAGUCAAUAUUCUCAGUGCGUUGAUCUUCCUUGUAGCAUUUGCCAUCCUAAGAAUUCAACCGUUUAACGACAGAGUGUAUUUCCCAAAAUGGUACCUCAAGGGUUUAAGAAGCAGUCCCACGCAAUCUGGUGCAUUUGUUUCCAAAUUUGUCAAUCUGGACUGGAGGUCAUAUAUUAGGUUUCUGAAUUGGGUGCCAGAUGCAUUGAGAAUGCCAGAGGCAGAGUUGAUUGAUCAUGCAGGGCUAGAUUCGGCCGUCUAUUUGCGAAUUUACUUGCUCGGACUGAAGAUUUUUGUUCCAGUGACAUUGCUCGCAUGGGCUAUCCUUGUGCCUGUCAACUGGACAAACAACACUUUGGCUAUAUCACAUGCAACAGACAAGCUAGAGUACAGUGAUAUUGACAAGCUUUCUAUUUCAAACAUUCCUCAUGGAUCAAAGAGGGAUCCCUGUUGUCAGUCAUUAAAGGAGCUUUAUAUGAGUUUUAACCUCAGUUUCAGGGGCAAUAGUGUUUCUGGUGAUAAAUCAGUUUCUGUAGUGAUGGAUUCUGUAUGGCAUUCUGGGUUUUGGGCUCAUAUUGUAAUGGCCUAUGCCUUCACUAUUUGGACUUGUUAUACCUUGAUGAAGGAGUAUGAGGCAGUUGCUACAAUGCGCUUACACUUUCUUGCUUCAGAAAGACGUCGGCCUGAUCAAUUUACUGUUCUCGUUAAAAAUGUGCCACCUGAUCCAGAUGAAUCAGUGAGUGAAUCCGUGGAGCAUUUUUUCUUGGUCAACCAUCCAGAUCAUUAUCUGACACAUCAGGUUGUGAUCAAUGCCAAUAAACUUGCAAAACUUGUCAAGGAGAGAGAGAAGAAGGAAAACUGGCUUGACUAUUACCAAUUGAAAUAUACAAGAAAUCCAUCACAACGGCCUAUGACAAAGACUGGUUGUCUUGGCCUUUGUGGAGAUAAAGUGGAUGCGAUUGAAUAUCAGACAGCUGAAAUUGAGAGACUAUCAAAAGAAAUAGAGGAAGAACGGGAGAGGGUUAAAAUUGAUCCAAAGUGCAUCAUGCCAGCAGCUUUUGUCUCUUUCAGAACUCGGUGGGCUGCUGCUGUGUGUGCACAAACACAACAAUCAAGGAAUCCUACUGUGUGGUUAACAGAGUGGGCUUCAGAGCCACGGGAUGUUUACUGGAACAAUCUUGCGAUUCCUUAUGUUUCGCUGACUAUUAGAAGGCUUAUUAUUGCAGUUGCUUUCUUCUUCCUCACGUUUUUUUUCAUGAUACCAAUCACUGCUGUGCAAUCCCUUGCAAACAUCGAGGGCAUUCAAAAGAGGUUACCAUUUCUUAAGGCGAUCACUGACGUCCCUUUCAUCAAGGCCUUCAUCCAAGGGGUUCUACCAGGGAUCGCUCUAAAGAUCUUUCUUAUUGUGUUGCCAACAAUUUUGAUGAUGAUGUCCAAAUUUGAGGGUUUCCUGUCGAUAUCAGUCCUUGAGAGGAGAUCUGCCAUGAGAUAUUAUAUAUUCAACUUUGUGAAUGUUUUCCUUGUCAGCGUAAUCGCAGGAACUGCAUUGCAACAACUCAAUAGUUUUCUUAAUCAGUCACCACAGGAGAUCCCCAGGACAAUUGGUGUGGCAAUCCCUAUGAAAGCAACUUUCUUCAUUACGUAUGUAAUGGUUGAUGGAUGGGCUGGUGUUGCUGGUGAAAUCCUUAGACUGAAGCCACUGAUAUUCUACCAUCUGAAAAACUUCUUCUUGGUGAAGACUGAAAAAGAUAGGGAGAAGGCCAUGGAUCCAGGAAGCAUUGGUUUUAACACGGGCGAACCUCAGAUACAAUUGUAUUUUCUGCUAGGCCUCGUCUAUGCUGUUGUCACACCUGUUUUCCUCCCUUUUAUAUUGAUUUUCUUUGCCUUCGCAUAUCUGAUAUUCCGCCACCAGAUCAUAAACGUAUACAACCAAGAGUAUGAAAGUGGUGCUGCAUUUUGGCCGGAUGUACACGGUCGCAUAAUUGUUGCCCUUAUGUUCUCGCAGCUAGUUCUGCUCGGUUUAAUGGGCACUAAAGGGAUCUUUCAGGCUCCACCCCUCCUUCUCGUGCUCAUUGUGUUGACCUUCUUUUUCCAUAGGUACUGCAAAGGCCGUUUCGAACCAGCUUUCGUUAGAUACCCUCUACAGGAAGCAAUGAUGAAAGACACCCUGGAACGGGCAAGGGAACCGAACCUGAACCUGAAAUCCUAUCUCCAGUAUGCUUACAUUCACCCGGUUUUCAAAGACGAGGAGGAUGACGAGGAUGAAAGCAUCAACGGGAAAUUAGAUGAUGAAAGUGUGAUUGUCCCCACAAAAAGACAGUCGAGAAGGAAUACACCUUUGCCGAGUAAAGUCAGUGGUGGGUCCUCCCCAUCACUUCCGGAUAUUGUUCCUGAAAACUUUUGAAGUGAGUGAUGGAUAAGUUUUUCUGUAAGGUGUAGCCCCGUGUGAAGGGUAGUACCACAAAAUUAGUGUGCAGGAAUGUAAGUAUGGGUGGGUUUGAGGUGUAUAUAGAGUAAGAUUUCUAUCGAAUUCUAAGGUCUGUACAUUUCAGCGUGNUGAUCUGUUUCUUGUCU